AUGUGGUGGAUUUUUGAAUUUAUACGUCGAUUUUUUUUCGUUAUAUUUAGAGAAAGUACACAAAUUGUGGAUCCUAGGGCAGAAAUCCAGGAAAAGGAUUUAAUGAUCAGAAAAUUAGAAAAUGAGAAUUUAAGUUACCGCGAAACCCUUAUAAAUUUUCAAAAAGACUGCGAAUAUUACAAGAAACUAUUCCACAAUGAAAGGAAAGAAAAUAUGCUGUUGAACAGUAAAUUAUCUGCGUACGCCCAGAAAAUCAAUUUGCUUGAAAAAAAAAAUAUGGAAUUAAAAGAUGAGGCGUCUAAAUAUCAACUAGCGCUGGGAAACACAACAAAUUUUCGAUUUAAUGACGAUGAUCAGAAUAACAUUAUGCGGCUUAAGUCUGAUAUUGACGAUUUACAGAACAUGAUUGAAGAUUAUGUCACUAGUUUAAAAAAUGGUGUUGAAAUAAAUUUUGAAAAUGUUAACAAACUUUUACAACGCUAUGGAUCCCAAACCAAAAUUAGUCCUCAUACACAAGACAGGCGGUUAAUUAAAGCUGUCUUGCAACAUCAUGUCUUGAAAGAAAUUUUAUCAUACUCAGAUAUGUGCCAUGAAAAUCUUUGUAUGGGAACAUAUGCUCUCGAAUCAAAUAUUAUUCGUAAGGCAGACGAAUUAAUUGAACUAAUUAGGAGAUUUUCAGACGAACGUAUUGGCACAGACGAUGUUACUAGGGUAGCAUCUAUAAAAUUACGUCAACAAGUCUAUGUUAUGCUUGGUCAUCGUGGAUAUGCUAACGUAUGUGAAAAAAAAUAUAAGAAUAAGCAUCUAUUUCUGUCUAUGUUUCAAAAUGAUUUAAAUAAUUCAAUGAAUAAACUUCGUGUACUCACUGAACCUAAAAAGAGGUCCACAGUUGAAGGAAUGGCGGAAAAAUUGAUUCAAGAAGUAAUUAGAAUAUUCAAGUUUCGAUUCAAAGUUCAGGAGCCAAUUAUUGAAAUUCAGUGGAUGAAUUAUGGUACAAAAAUAAUUGAGGAGUGUGUUGAAAAACAUCAUGAGAAUUUUAAAGAUGCUUUGGUUGAUGUCUGUUCUUUUCCUUUGAUUGGAAAGAAUUUAUCUAAUCACGCUAAACGAAAGAUACUUGCUCUUGCCAAAGUAGUUCCAAUUUACACAAACUAA
Messenger RNA from Cetraspora pellucida, 1152 nucleotides. NCBI's taxonomy places the organism in Eukaryota, Fungi, Glomeromycota, Glomeromycetes, Diversisporales, Gigasporaceae. The record is from the annotation of a GenBank genome assembly.